GAGGCCCGCAGGGAGGCCUGGCCUUCAGAGGAACAACUCCGCUGUCGAUUCACAAGCAAGAGAGCCACACUGAGAAGCACUGCUUGAUCUUUCUGCAGCACAACGACCGAGCUCUCUUUAUUUUAAAGAAAAUCUGCUCUGAUUUUUAAGACUUGAAGAAAGUCAAACUUAAUCUUUGCAAGGGUGUUGCUGGAUUUGACCAGUUUUUCUGCAAGAACUACGGAAACUCCAACUCUGACCAGGAUGAAGUACUAUCAGUGCCCCAUGUCCCAGACCAUGGAAAUCAAGUCUUUCGCCCAGGACUUUGGCAUCCCAGUCAGCUGCAAGAGCUCAGCUUCUCUGAAACCAGUCCGCAGUGUGCACUUCCCCAAUGACAUCGUUUUCCAAGACUAUGUGCGACAAGGCGAGCUGGAGAGGAUUGGAAGAUUCAUCCGAGCCAGAAGAGUCAGCCUGGACACCAUUUACCACUCUGGCAUGGCAGCCAUCCAUGAGGCCGUCCUGUCUGGGAACCUGGAGUGUGUGAAGCUGCUCAUCCAUUACGGAGCAGAUAUCCACCAGAGGGACGAGGAGGGAUGGACCCCCCUGCACAUGGCCUGCAGCGACGGCUUCCCACACAUUGCACGCUACCUUCUCUCGCUGGGUGCCGACCCCGAGCUGGAGAACGACUGCGGGGAGAAGCCGGCCGACCUCAUUGAACCGGACAACAAGGAGCUGCUGGAGCUGUUCGGGCUGGCUGUCAAUGACUGAGAACAUCUGGCUUUAAAGCCGCAAACCCGUCUCACACCUGCUGCCCGGUCACCGGACUGUUCUGCAGGGAUGGACAGAAAAGGCCACGUCAGUCCAGCAUCCUGAUUUUGUGAGCUGCUUCAGAUCUGGAGGUCUAGCACUGUGGAUGUGGGGGGUGGGGCCCGUUGGCUGCGUCCUGAAUGGAGAGAACUUUUGCUGGUAGGCGCUGGCCUCCGAGCUCCAGCAGUACAGAUUUACUGUCUCCUGUAAGAGCUUCUGACCUUUUGAUACUGUACUGUACUGAAUGAAGCAUUUUAUUUGAAAUUGUUGAUUUUAUUUGGCACAUUGCUGGAACUUUUGAAUGUUGUGAAACUUGAAACUGUUGUUGCAGCUCAGCUCAUUAGCACGUCUAGGAAAGCGAAGAUUAGCAAGACCAAACGGGCUUGUGUUGACUGCCUUACUAACAGUUUAGUUCAUCAGAAUUUAUAACCUCCAGGGUUGUUUUUUUUAAAAUGCUUGCCGUCUGAUCACUUUUAGACUUAGCUAACUGUAUUCAUUAGUCGGUUAUAUAUGUAUUUUUAUACUUUUUAAAAUAAAGUUUAUAAGACAAUA
Molecule: messenger RNA, 1338 nt
Organism: Siniperca chuatsi (mandarin fish)
Lineage: Eukaryota; Metazoa; Chordata; Actinopteri; Centrarchiformes; Sinipercidae
Gene: ppp1r27b
Product: protein phosphatase 1, regulatory subunit 27b
Exons: 3
Coding region: 244-747 (167 amino acids)
Molecular function (GO): phosphatase binding
Source: RefSeq, a predicted model, not a curated record